GAGCCUGCGUGAUUAGCUUCCCCAGACCUCAGAAAACCUGUCCAGUGGGCGUGAGAAGGCAUUAGGUGGCUAAAUAGGGGGCAUUAGUGGGGGGCCCCCUCCCUAAAACGGCCUGGCUCCCACUUCUCCCUCCCACUUCUCUCUCCUUAGACCUCGUUCCCAAGCUGAGGCGUGGGCUGGGCUGUACUGGGCGCCAGGUGGAAGGCAGGCCGCUGGGCUGUCACCCAGCCUGACUCUGGGGACCUUGGGAAAAGGAGUUGGGAGGCAUGCUCGUGCGCAGUGUGCCCGCCCGCCCACCCGCCGCCUGCUGCAGGGCCGGGAGCCGCCGCUGGGAGAGGAAGUGCGUUCGGUUACCAAUCGGGUUAUUUUCAUAACGGCUGUCUCAGGCUGCGAGGAGGAGGGUGACAAGGGGGAGGGGGCAGAGGAGCAGCCACGGCCGCUCGCUCUCCAAACUAGGACUUGCUCAGCAGAGGCCGCCAGCCCCGAGCUGGAGCCAGAGCCCGGCAUUGGGGACCCCAGCUCCCUCCUGCUUGCCCUGCUCCCGCCUGCGCCCUGCCUUCCAGAUCAGGUCAAAAGGGGCCCCCAGCCCCUCCUUGCCUUCUGCUUCCUCCCUCUGUAUCUGGCUGGGUGGGUAUGGGGAGGGUUGGAUCCGGGUGGACCCAGGCCCCACCAUCCCUAGGCGAGGGGCCUGCCCUGCCAGGUUCCUGAGCUGAUGGAAAAGGGUCCCGCCAAGCUCUUGCUGAGCCAGGGCAGACCCUGCCGAGUAAACACUCACUGGCCUGGUCGCCUUCUUACCGUCCAGCCUGGCCCACCUGCUCCCCGAGGUACAUUUUGUUUGUUGUUUUUGACAGGAUCCCUGUGGUGAGUCACAGCCUGGGAAGGGAGGACCCUGCCUCCCCAGCCCCUAGACUGACUGGGGAGGGGCCGGCCUCCCUUCCAGCUUCCCCACCUCCUUCCCUCCGACCCAGGGACUGUGGGAGCAGAGCCGAGGGGGUUCUGGGGAGGCAGCUGCAGGCCCUUGCUCUGGGGCUGCUGGAGGUGGGGUCGCCAUGCACCAUGCCCAGCCUUCACGGAGCUGAAGGCAGACGAGGCCCUGCCCAGGGUGUGGAGUGGGCGCUUUGGGUCAGUCCCAUGGGGUAUCCUGUGAGAGCAGCUCAGGAGGCCAGGCCUGGUACCGGGUGCAGAGAGUGCAUUCCUCACGACACGAGCAGAUAACCAGGUGGUACCUGCUCCCGGCUCUGUUCCUCAUGCGGUGGGUGGUGGCCACCCUGGACACUCCUGCUUCCCUUUCUGGGUUCCCAGCCUCACUGUGGGCAGACAAACCACAGGAGGUAGCACAAUCACAUGCUCUGGUGUCUGUGGUGGGUGUAGGCCCUGCCAGGCCCCUGCUGUCUGCCAGGUAUCACCAGGCACUCUCCCUCCGUCAUCGCAUCCAGACCUCCUUUAUGCCAAUCUUCUGAACCAGAUGGUGUGAGCUCCAUUUUGCAGAUGAGAAAAUUGAGGCUGAGAAAGGAAAGCCAUCACCAAGUCGGGCCUCCAGCACCUGGCCCCGCCUCCGCCCACCCCUGGGGCCCCGUGCAGCGAGUCAGAGCGGCAGAUCCGGAGCACAGUGGACUGGAGCGAGUCAGCGACAUAUGGGGAGCACAUCUGGUUCGAGACCAACGUGUCGGGGGAUUUCUGCUACGUUGGGGAGCAGUACUGUGUAGCCAGGAUGCUGAAGUCAGUGUCUCGAAGAAAGUGUGCAGCCUGCAAGAUUGUGGUGCACACGCCCUGCAUCGAGCAGCUGGAGAAGAUAAAUUUCCGCUGUAAGCCGUCCUUCCGUGAAUCAGGCUCCAGGAACGUGCGCGAGCCAACCUUUGUACGGCACCACUGGGUACACAGACGACGCCAGGACGGCAAGUGUCGGCACUGUGGGAAGGGAUUCCAGCAGAAGUUCACCUUCCACAGCAAGGAGAUUGUGGCCAUCAGCUGCUCGUGGUGCAAGCAGGCAUACCACAGCAAGGUCUCCUGCUUCAUGCUGCAGCAGAUUGAGGAGCCGUGCUCUCUGGGGGUCCACGCGGCCGUGGUCAUCCCGCCCACCUGGAUCCUCCGCGCACGGAGGCCCCAGAAUACCCUGAAAGCAAGCAAGAAGAAGAAGAGGGCAUCCUUCAAGAGGAAGUCCAGCAAGAAAGGGCCUGAGGAGAGCCGCUGGAGACCCUUCAUCAUCAGACCCACCCCCUCCCCCCUCAUGAAGCCCCUGCUGGUAUUUGUGAACCCCAAGAGUGGGGGCAACCAGGGUGCAAAGAUCAUCCAGUCUUUCCUCUGGUAUCUCAAUCCCCGACAAGUCUUCGACCUGAGCCAGGGAGGUCCCAAGGAGGCGCUGGAGAUGUACCGCAAAGUGCACAACCUGCGGAUCCUGGCGUGCGGGGGCGACGGCACGGUGGGCUGGAUCCUCUCCACCCUGGACCAGCUACGCCUGAAGCCGCCGCCCCCUGUUGCCAUCCUGCCCCUGGGUACUGGCAACGACUUGGCCCGAACCCUCAACUGGGGUGGGGGCUACACAGAUGAGCCUGUGUCCAAGAUCCUCUCCCACGUGGAGGAGGGGAACGUGGUACAGCUGGACCGCUGGGACCUCCACGCCGAGCCCAACCCCGAGGCAGGGCCUGAGGACCGAGAUGAAGGCGCCACCGACCGGUUGCCCCUGGAUGUCUUCAACAACUACUUCAGCCUGGGCUUUGACGCCCAUGUCACCCUGGAGUUCCACGAGUCUCGAGAGGCCAACCCAGAGAAAUUCAACAGCCGCUUUCGGAAUAAGAUGUUCUACGCUGGGACAGCCUUCUCUGACUUCCUGAUGGGCAGCUCCAAGGACCUGGCCAAGCACAUCCGAGUGGUGUGUGAUGGAACAGACUUGACUCCUAAGAUCCAGGACCUGAAACCCCAGUGUGUUGUUUUCCUGAACAUCCCCAGGUACUGUGCAGGCACCAUGCCCUGGGGCCACCCUGGGGAGCACCACGACUUUGAGCCCCAGCGGCAUGACGACGGCUACCUCGAGGUCAUUGGCUUCACCAUGACGUCCUUGGCUGCGCUGCAGGUGGGCGGGCAUGGCGAGCGGCUGACACAGUGCCGUGAGGUGGUGCUCACCACGUCCAAGGCCAUCCCGGUGCAGGUGGACGGCGAGCCCUGCAAGCUUGCAGCCUCACGCAUCCGCAUCACCCUGCGCAACCAGGCCACCAUGGUGCAGAAAGCCAAGCGGCGGAGCGCCGCCCCCCUGCACAGCGACCAGCAGCCGGUGCCUGAGCAGCUGCGCAUCCAGGUGAGUCGCGUCAGCAUGCACGACUACGAGGCCUUGCACUACGACAAGGAGCAGCUCAAGGAGGCCUCCGUGCCACUGGGCACUGUGGUGGUCCCAGGAGACAGUGACCUAGAGCUCUGCCGCGCCCACAUCGAGAGACUGCAGCAGGAGCCCGAUGGUGCUGGAGCCACGUCCCCGACAUGCCAGAAACUGUCCCCCAAGUGGUGCUUCUUGGACGCCACCACUGCCAGCCGCUUCUACAGGAUCGACCGAGCCCAGGAGCACCUCAACUAUGUGACUGAGAUCGCACAGGAUGAGAUUUAUAUCCUGGACCCUGAGCUGCUGGGGGCAUCGGCCCGGCCUGACCUCCCAACCCCAACUUCCCCUCUCCCCACCUCACCCUGCUCACCCACGCCCCGGUCACUGCAAGGGGAUGCCGCACCCCCUGAAGGUGAAGAGCUGAUUGAGGCUGCCAAGAGGAACGACUUCUGUAAGCUCCAGGAGCUGCACCGAGCUGGGGGCGACCUCAUGCACCGAGACGAGCAGAGCCGCACGCUCUUGCACCAUGCAGUCAGCACUGGCAGCAAGGAUGUGGUCCGCUACCUGCUGGACCACGCCCCCCCAGAGAUCCUUGAUGCCGUGGAGGAAAACGGGGAGACCUGUUUGCACCAGGCAGCGGCCCUGGGCCAGCGCACCAUCUGCCACUACAUCGUGGAGGCCGGGGCCUCGCUCAUGAAGACAGACCAGCAGGGAGACACUCCCCGGCAGCGGGCUGAGAAGGCUCAGGACACCGAGCUGGCCGCCUACCUGGAGAACCGGCAGCACUACCAGAUGAUCCAGCGGGAGGACCAGGAGACGGCUGUGUAGCGGGCUGCCCGCAGCAGGAGGGACAAUGCGGCCAGGGGACGAGCGCCCUCCUUGCCCACCUCACUGCCACAUUCCAGUGGGACGGCCACGGGGGGACCCAGGCCCCAGGGAAAGAGCCCCGUGCCACGCCCUAAGGAGCCGCCCAAACCUAGGGCUGGAUUCAGGAGCUGGGGGCCUCACCUGUCCCCCUGAGGCCCCCGACGGACCCGGAGGCUCACAGGGGAACAGGACACGGCUGGGUUGGACAUGCCUUUGGGGGGGCGGGGGUUCUGGGUCAGGGCGCUCCCUGGCCGCGGCAGAUGCCCUCCGAGGAGUGGAGGGGCUGGAGAGAGAGGGAGGCCUUCGGAAAGAGGCUUCCUGGGCCCCCUGGUCUUCGGCCCGGCCCCCAGCCCCCGCUCUUGCCCCACCCCACCUCCCCCGGGCUUCCUCCCGGAAACUCAGCGCCUGCUGCACUUGCCCGCCCUGCCCUGCUUGGCACCCACUCCGGCGACCCUCCCCGCUCCCCCGUCAUUUCAUCGCGGACUGUGCGGCCUGGGGGUGGGGGGCGGGACUCUCACGGUGACAUGUUUACAGCUGGGUGUGACUCAGUAAAGUGGAUUUUUUUUCUUU
Molecule: messenger RNA, 4747 nt
Organism: Rhinopithecus roxellana (golden snub-nosed monkey)
Lineage: Eukaryota; Metazoa; Chordata; Mammalia; Primates; Cercopithecidae
Gene: DGKZ
Product: diacylglycerol kinase zeta
Exons: 31
Coding region: 1712-4138 (808 amino acids)
Biological process (GO): lipid phosphorylation; intracellular signal transduction; regulation of synaptic transmission, glutamatergic
Cellular component (GO): nucleus
Molecular function (GO): ATP-dependent diacylglycerol kinase activity; protein binding
Source: RefSeq, a predicted model, not a curated record